GUUUCCGUGUGAGACCUUCAUACCAGAUUCUUGCGAGCUGGUUAAGUGCAGUAGAUCGAAACGCCAACCGCACGGGAAAAGAAGACGGUUCCGAAAAAGAAGAAAUCAGGAGAGCGAAAAAGAACGCUGCGAAAGUCGAUACGCCCACCACGAGACAGCGAGAAGUAGUCGAAGAAGAAAAUCCAAAAGAGCCCCUAGCGAAAAGGGGCUCUUUUCUUCUUCUCUUUCUUUUAUUCGCAGUUUUCGUCUUCGCAGUUUUCAUCUUCGCAGCUUUCGGGGAAAUCUUCGCAUCUCUUCCAAGACGGACAGCAACACGGGUGGUCGCAUCAUUCGAAGGCCGAGCUACUACCGGACCCGUGAGCCAAACAGGAACCGGACCGGCAAACCGAACGGUGACCGAAUCCGGGAGCAGAGCCCGCAAGCUGACAAGGAAUCGUCGUGGCAGAUCCCGCUCAGGAGAGCGAUACAAAUUGGAAUCGCGCAUGGAGCAGCGUACGCAUCCAGUUUCAAGGAGCAACAUCCUCGUCAUCAUUCCGCAGUCGAAGUGUGGGAAUCAGCCGGCUCUGUUCAGAGCCACCCACGCGCGUGUGCCAUUGGUUGGUCUAUCGAUGACCAUUUGCGAAAAGGAAAAUGAACGUUUUCGCUACACUCUUGAUGCCGUGCCGGAGAGGCCUAGAGGCCAUAAUUUAAUGUCACUUAAAAACGGUCACAAAACUGGAAGCAAUACGGAAUUGUUACAACCACCACCCCUCAUUCCGGAUUCCAGAUUAGAUAAAUCUAAAUGUCACUCAUGUCUAAAGAUCCAAUGCUGUUGUAUCACAAAGAGUAUCAGCAUUUCAACUUCAAAAUCAUCAAAUCCUUCUACUUCAUCGAACGCUUAUCCUGAAAAUGCUCACAGCUUCUCACAAUCGUCUUCGUGGGCCGGCUUCCCAAGCACAUCGCAUCAUACGAAUCCCGAUUUACUAGGCUGCAUGAGUUCUCGUGUAUCAACAGAAUAUCCGACACAUUCCAUCGAUAGUUUUCAGCCGGAUGAAAUUUUCCAACUUGAUCAACCAUUGCGAAACAACGUGUCACAAACAGCCAACAUCAUUCCACCACCGACGACGCUUCUCGACCUGGGUAGCGGCGCAGUUUAUAAAAAAUGUACACAACUGGCCCCAGACUACUUCCUUGGAGCAAACGGGCCGAGUCUUUUGCACGAAAAUUAUAUCUCUCAGCCACCUGACUCGGGAUCAGCAAUUUCUUCGACAGACAAGUGUCAAGCUUUUCAGGGCAGCUAUUAUCAAACCAAAACUUCCAAUAAUUCUCCCUAUUCUUCUGAUUUCAAUAAGUGCAUCAAAAAAGAGGCUAGCUCUAAACCGUACGAGUUUACUUAUAACCACCAUUCGCCACACUACGACUGUGAUAUUCAGCUGAGCUGCAAGAAACCAAACCAGAACAUCGGUUUAACUCCGGCCACCAACAAUAAUCAUCCAGCUGGAGGGCAUCCUUACGAUCGAAUCUCAUCCGCUUACGCUUCCUGUGAAGAAGUCAAUUAUUGCUUCCAACCCAACGAAUCCGGUACUUAUCAUCAGCAUGGCUAUAGCGUUAAUUACAUGACCACGACCGGACAUCCACAUGAUGCCGGUGCACCUUCUGCUUCUACCAAUACCGGCUACCCUGAGGAUUACUAUCGUUACUCUGCUACUACCGGUUACUCCAAAAUAGCUCAUCACCCGUCGGGCUCUGAUGGAACACAGCUGCCACAACCGAUAAGUUCCGACAUUCCUGUACAAUCGUAUGAUUUUUACUAACCAUUAAAUUAACCAAA
Messenger RNA from Uranotaenia lowii, 1810 nucleotides. RefSeq lists its product as uncharacterized. The record is from RefSeq and is a predicted model, not a curated record. The transcript has 6 exons. NCBI's taxonomy places the organism in Eukaryota, Metazoa, Arthropoda, Insecta, Diptera, Culicidae. The coding region runs from base 483 to 1793 and encodes 436 amino acids.